Cyclopterus lumpus (lumpfish) is the source of this 1906-nucleotide messenger RNA. RefSeq names its product mediator complex subunit 22 (gene med22). Gene Ontology annotation, cellular component: mediator complex. Bases 352 to 774 code for a protein of 140 amino acids. Gene Ontology annotation, biological process: regulation of transcription by RNA polymerase II. Gene Ontology annotation, molecular function: transcription coregulator activity. The record is from RefSeq and is a predicted model, not a curated record. The transcript has 3 exons. NCBI's taxonomy places the organism in Eukaryota, Metazoa, Chordata, Actinopteri, Perciformes, Cyclopteridae.
GCUCGCUGUUUCACUAGAGGGCGGAAGCACAGACUCGCCGGAUGUUAGCGCCGGUAAAUAUUGAGAAGAAGAGCGAACGCGGGUCUCAUUUUUUACAAUAACGACAUUGUGUUCAAAGUAUGCGGUAAGAAUACGAGAUUUCCAUUACGGGACGUGUAAUAGAGAUAUGUAUUCAGCGGUGCAGGUAUUUAAACUACGUCCGCUACACAUGUGUCUCGUUUCUGUUGUGAAAGCACGCGCCUUUUCAUGCUAGCCAGCUAGCUUCUCACUCGCGAGCUGAACGGAGCUGUGAGUGACGUUUGCGUGACGUGAACAGGUGCCCUGCGCCGUGUCGCCCUUUUUCUGAGCACGAUGGCGACUCAGAGGGUGCUGCCUCAAAGCAAAGAGUCUCUGCUGCAGAACUACAACAAGAGGCUGAAAGACGACAUCCGGUCCAUUCUGGACAACUUGACAGAAAUUAUCAAAACAGCAAAGAUAGAGGAUGAGACGCAGGUGGCCAGAGCGACCCAAGCAGAGCAGGACCAUUAUGAAAUGCACGUGAGAGCUGCCAACAUUGUACGAGCUGGCGAGUCCCUGAUGAAGCUGGUGUCCGAUCUGAAGCAGUUCCUGAUUCUGAAUGACUUUCCCUCGGUGAACGACGCCAUCAGCCUCCAGAACCAGCAGCUCCGCUCGCUGCAGGAGGAGUGUGACAAGAAACUCACCUCACUCCGUGACGAGAUCGCCAUCGACCUGUAUGAGCUAGAGGAAGAAUAUUACUCCUCCAGGUACAAGUAGGCUCAUACUUGCCCCCAUCCCACUACCCCUCUAUUGUCCCAUGCCCUGCACCAUGUACUGUCUCACAUUCACCAUUUUCAUUGCUGAACCCAAGGAAGGGUUUAGUUCUUGCCUCAUCUAAAUCUGACACUUUUGGGCUUGAAUUUAUCUCAUUGUCAUAUCCAGACAUUCCCAUUCAUCAACAGAGAUCAUUGCUGAGGGUCAUUGUGAUGGAGAGCAUCUCGCUAAGUGACUAUUGAUUAGUAAGUGCCUUGAGUUUUUCUGCUCUAUGACGUUUGUCAUAAUUGGCCCAAUUUGAGAGGAUGUUCGCAACAAAGGGGAAUUCAACUGAAUAUUAGCUGUGUAAAUGUAUCCAGCUCUUGAACAAUCACAGUUCAACAUGUACCUUUUUGGUUUUCAAACUGCAUUAGUCAACUGCAUUGAACUCUCUGAGGGCUUGAAUGGUGAUGGGAUGCAUUUCAUAAUUGAGAAAAGAAAGUUUGUUCGUUGAUCUACUGCUGAGUUUAUUUCUAAAUGCUUUCCAAAAGUGUUUGUCAGGCACAUGGGAGUGAGGCCUUUUCACAUAGUUAAUUCAUUACUAAAAUAAUUUUAAUAGACGUUACAACCAGAGUUAAUCAAAAUCCAACAAAUUAAAGCAAAUGGUAUUUUCUACAUGGAUUCAUUUUUAGAUGGCUGUCAGAAGACUGAAGUGUUCCAAAACAAAGCUUUUGUAGGGAAUCUCCUUUUAGACGAAUUACACAUUAAAUCAGAAUAUUAGUAUAUAUUUUAUAGAUGUAUCAUUCAAUAUUAUUUAUAUAUAAUAUUCAAAUCAUAAAUGUAGAGGUGAUGACCUGAAUGGUAGGUUUUAAGGAUGGACUGUGGAUGAAUGCUUGGUUCAGACAGUCAAAUUAAGUCUUGCAGUUAUUUAUUUUAGGUCAAAUCUGAAAGUUUCUCAAGUAGACCUUUUUUGGGGGGGGUAAAAGCAGUUAGGUUCUCAUGUUUAAAUGAUUCCGUCCUUAAGACCACAAGUGACUCAAGCUGUAAUCUGCAGGCAAUAUCGAUCACGCGUGUGGUUGCACUUGUAUACCAGUUUGUCCCAGCUGUUCCAUUAGAAACCAGAAUGAUUAAGAAAUAAAGUAGACAAAACACUGUA